UGGCAGCUGAUAUUUCCCCCAUUGAAAAUUCAGUCAAGAGCCACAGGUCAAAAUUUUACAACCCCCAACCUUGUUUUCCCCGUUCGGCCGAAGUAUUCCGGACCCUCCUGGCUCGAUCCAUGGGUUCCAUGGUCAGCUCCCUGCAGCGUCCUCCACUUUUCGUGAACAUGGACAGUGUGCAUGCGCAGUUUGUGCGCGAGACGAUCAGCAGCAACAAGGUGGUCAUCUUCAGCAAGAGCUACUGUCCCUACUGCAGCAUGGCCAAGGAGCAGUUCCGCAAGAUGAACGUGAAGGCGACGGUUGUCGAACUGGAUCAGCGGGAUGAUGGCAACGAAAUCCAGGCGGUUCUUGGCGAGAUGACGGGAUCGAGGACCGUUCCCCGGUGCUUCAUCGACGGAAAGUUCGUGGGCGGCGGUACCGAUGUGAAGCGCCUCUACGAGCAGGGCAUCCUACAGAAGUACUUCCAGUAAAAAUAUAGGGAAGGUUAUAAUUCAUGAUGAUUCUUUUAACUUUUCUUGAUCUGGCCUAAUACAAAGAUUGAAGUUGGCAUAUAAA
This is a messenger RNA of Drosophila ficusphila, 555 nucleotides long. RefSeq names its product glutaredoxin-C4 (gene Grx1t). The record is from RefSeq and is a predicted model, not a curated record. The coding region runs from base 120 to 470 and encodes 116 amino acids. Lineage: Eukaryota; Metazoa; Arthropoda; Insecta; Diptera; Drosophilidae. Gene Ontology annotation, cellular component: cytoplasm. Gene Ontology annotation, biological process: cellular response to oxidative stress. Gene Ontology annotation, molecular function: glutathione disulfide oxidoreductase activity. The transcript has a single exon.